AUGAUCCCGGGGCACGGGCCGGUGAUCCAGUCGGUGCUGGGAACCUUCCUCACCUGGGGGCUGACAGCGGCUGGCUCGGGGCUGGUGUUUGUGUUUUCCAGCGGGCAGAGGCGGAUCCUAGAUGGGAGCUUAGGCUUCGCUGCGGGGGUCAUGCUGGCCGCUUCCUACUGGUCCCUCCUGGCCCCGGCUAUCGACAUGGCGGAGGAGUCUGGCAGCUUCGGAGCCUUCGCUUUCUUCCCGGUGGCCGUGGGCUUUGCCCUGGGAGCAGCUUUCGUGUACUUCGCCGACCUGCUCAUGCCGGCACUGGGUUUCAGCGGGCCUCCCCACGCAGCGUUUGCCUUGAGCUGUGACCAACGAGCGGUGAAGGAAAAAUAUGAGCAUGAACCUGCCCAUCACCUGGACUACGAGAGCGAGUUGUCCAUCCGGAUAGGUAGAGCUGGGCUCCAUCCAGACAAAGGUGAGAACGGGGAGCCCUAUCAGAGGAGGAAGGGCGCCGGUGCCAGCCUGCCAGACGGCCCCCCGGCAUUCCCCACGGCCAGGGACAGUGCCCCGACGGCCGGCAGCAGCAGCUGGAGGCGGAUUAUGCUGAUGAUCCUCGCUAUAACCAUCCACAACAUCCCAGAGGGUCUGGCAGUGGGAGUUGGAUUCGGGGCUAUUGGAAAAUCUGCAUCUGCGACCUUCCAAAGUGCCAGGAACUUAGCAAUCGGGAUUGGGAUUCAGAAUUUCCCGGAGGGCCUGGCCGUCAGCCUGCCUUUGCGUGGCGCUGGAUUUUCAACGUGGAAAGCGUUCUGGUACGGGCAGCUGAGCGGCAUGGUGGAGCCCUUAGCCGGCGUCUUCGGUGCCUUCGCUGUGGUGGUGGCAGAGCCUCUCCUCCCCUACGCCUUGGGCUUUGCGGCUGGAGCAAUGGUCUACGUGGUGAUGGAUGAUAUCAUCCCUGAGGCACAGACCAGCGGCAACGGGAAGCUGGCUUCCUGGACCUCGAUAUUAGGAUUUGUGGUGAUGAUGUCCCUGGACGUUGGGCUUGGGUAGGCCAGCGCACUGCUCCCCAGGAGAAGACUUCAGAGCAAAUUGUGCGGCGGCGUUUGGAACUGGACAUGCGUUACCCUCUAGACUUUUUUUGUAUAUAUAUUUUUUUUUGGAUCUGGUUUGGUGUUGAUUUCCUAUAAUUUUAUAUCUCUUCCUCCCCUCCAACGUCAUGUCGAUGGUUUUCAAAGCACAAAUACGGGUGGUUCCUCGCAGGUCCUGGUUUCCUUUCGCCACCAGAUUUUCUUUUCCUUUCAGGAAGGUUGUUGGACGACGCGUCGGCUGAGCUGCAGGUCACCCUGUCCUUUCCCUUCCACGCUGGGCUGGUUUCUCUGAGUCAGGUCGCUCUGGGUUUUGAUCAUCUUUGUUCUGUAGAAGAUUAGAAAUUCACUGUCGCGUGUUUAAGCUGGUCUGUGGUUAAGUACCAAGGCAUUUGAAUGGAGUAAACUCCUUACGGAGUCUCGAUUUCCACACUGUUUUUGAAGGGCAGGUGGAAGGCAUUAGGGCUAAGAUAACACGUGCAGCACUGCGGGAUCGCAGGUCUCGUGUAUCCUGCUGGUCCUUGGGAAUGUUCUAGGGUGUUAGUUUUGAUGGAUGCAAAUAGUCCAGGCAAAUAAAAAUGAAUUUUCUCGGGAUCUCUGCAAGAGGGAAAUGUCAUUUUUUCCUAAAUUUAUCUCCUAAGCGGAGCUUUGUUCCAGUGCAUUGUGUCCAAUACCUCGAGGUUUUCUCUGAAGAAAAAAACAAACAAACGAGAGAAGAAUAUUUGUGUUUUCUAGCAUGUACUCUUUGAAAUGGCAAGGUGU
Molecule: messenger RNA, 1826 nt
Organism: Pygoscelis adeliae (Adelie penguin)
Lineage: Eukaryota; Metazoa; Chordata; Aves; Sphenisciformes; Spheniscidae
Gene: SLC39A11
Product: solute carrier family 39, member 11
Exons: 9
Coding region: 1-1029 (342 amino acids)
Biological process (GO): zinc ion transmembrane transport
Cellular component (GO): membrane
Molecular function (GO): zinc ion transmembrane transporter activity
Source: RefSeq, a predicted model, not a curated record